AUGAUUUCCAAAAUUUUCAAAGAACCAUGGUUUCACGGGUUGUUACCAAGAGAAGAUGUGAUAACAAUGUUAAAGAUGAACGGCGACUUUUUAGUUCGAACUUCGGAACCUGGAGCUGGAACAUCGAGACAUCUUAUUCUCUCAGUUUUACAAAAUCAACAUGAUAUAGAUGGGGUAAGUAAGAGACACUUUUGUAAUUUCAAAUUUGAAAAAAAACAAACUAAUUUAGACGCGACAUUAUGUAAUUCGUGAAGAUAAUUAUAAAUUCUCCGUGGUUGCAAAUACAAGUUUCAAAUCUGUUCCCGAACUUCUCGAAUAUUAUAAAAACCACUUUAUAAACGAUCAAGAUAUUCACAGUAUUUUGAAAAAUCCAAUUUGUCGCCAAUUUUGGGAACUCUCUCAUGAUGAUAUAACUUUGACAAAAAAAUUGGGAGAAGGCGCAUUUGGAGAGGUGAAAAGGGGAAUUUUGAGAAUUAAUGGUGGAGCAAAUGAAUUUGAAGUUGCAGUGAAAGUUGCGAAAUUGGAAAAUUGUACAAAAGAACAGAUAAAAGAAAUAAUGGCUGAAGCAAGAUUGAUGCGAAAUUUUGAUCAUAAAAAUAUUGUAAGAUGUUAUGGAACAGCGGCUGGACAAGAACCAUUAUUUGUUGUUAUGGAAUUAGUUGAAGGUGGUGGAUUAGAUUCAUAUUUGAAGAAAACUAGAGUUGGAAUUGAUGAAAAAGUAGAUAUUAUGUGGCAAGUUGCACAAGGUGUUGAAUAUCUCCAUAAACAUGAAAUAAUACAUCGAGAUAUUGCUGCGAGAAAUUGUUUGUAUGGAAAAACAAUUGUGAAAGUUUCGGAUUUUGGAUUAUCACGACGUGGAUCAUCUUAUCAAAUGAAUCCAACGCAAAAAGUUCCGAUAAGAUGGUUGGCGCCAGAGACUUUGGUCUCAUUUUUGUAUACACGGGCUUCUGAUAUUUUUGCAUUUGGUAUUCUUUGUUGGGAAGUUAUGGAAAAUGGGCAAAUACCUUAUCCUGAUUUAUCAAUACAUGAAGUUCAUUCAAAAGUGACGAAAGAAAAUUAUAGAAUGAGUCUUGGACCGGAAACACCGCUAGGAAUAUCGUGUGUUAUUGUAAGUUUUCAAGGCAAAAAAGCCACUAUUUGUCUUGUCUCUACAUCUUUCCAAUAAUUAUUAAUUCUAAUUCUAGAAACGAUGUUGGCUCACAAAUCCAGAAAAACGUCCUACUUCGUCAAAACUUGUUAAAGUUUUUGAGAAAAUGAAAAAUAAAUCAAACAAAAACACAAUGUCCGAUGACAAGUCAGUUGAUGAGCAAAUUUGUAGAAAAAUCAAAUCAAAAUCAGGUCCAUUUAAAGGAACAUCAAAAUGUUUGAUCAAAUCGAAUUCUGAUGAGAGAGUGGAAAUUACAAAACCGAGAAGAGUUUCAUCUUGUGAAGAUAUGCUUUUAAUUGUUAGAAAAGGAAAAAAUGAAAAUAAAGCGAGUAUUGAGAAAAAGAAGAAGAAUAGAAGAGAAAUGCUUUAUUGA
Molecule: messenger RNA, 1520 nt
Organism: Caenorhabditis angaria
Lineage: Eukaryota; Metazoa; Nematoda; Chromadorea; Rhabditida; Rhabditidae
Source: the annotation of a GenBank genome assembly